Molecule: messenger RNA, 1356 nt
Organism: Aegilops tauschii subsp. strangulata
Lineage: Eukaryota; Viridiplantae; Streptophyta; Magnoliopsida; Poales; Poaceae
Source: RefSeq, a predicted model, not a curated record
AUGGCGCCCCGAAAGGCCAAGGCUGCUGUGCCGCCUGCUUGGUACGAUCCGGCUCUGGACGCGCCCAAUGUAUCGGAGAAGAACUUCGCCGCCACGCGCCUGCUGACGGCGGGGGAGAGCAACGAGAAGGGGAAGACCGAGCUUCGGGCCGGCUCCGCCAAGCCGGAGGCUCAGGGGAGCACCUUCUACCCCUUCUUCAUGAGCAGUGUCAUCGCGGGCAUGGCCGACGCCCGCGGCGAAGAAGAGGAAGGAGGAAGCGGUGGUGCUGCUCGGACCAAUCUGCCUGCCGCGGCUGCGUCUCCCUCCAUGGAGAAGGGUAGCGACGGCGCUCACGCUUCUCCGGCUCGAUCGUCCUCGCGAGGCCUGGGGGAGCAUCCUCGGGAGGAAUCAGCCCCCGUGGCCCCGCUGGCUCGGGAGGCUCCGGUGUCCGGCUCGGCUGCUGGGGUCCCCAAAGCUCAGGAGCCCCCAGUCUCCCAGGCUAUGGUGACAAUGUUGCCUCCUCCUCCUGCUGCUGCACCGCUGGUUCCAGAUCCUUCCGCCUCCCCUGACGUCUUGGAGCGCGCUCUUUCUGAGAUGACCCGGCUGCGAGAAGAUCUUCAGGGCGCCGAUCCCCACCUGGAUGUCGAGGCCGCCCAGGAUCGCUACCGGGUGCUGGAGGCCGAACUGAAGACUCUGCGCAAUGAGCGUGCGGAAGAAGCUCGUGGCCGCAAGGCGGAGGAGGAGAAGAUGAAGGCCCGUGAGGACGCCGUCAGGGGUCGCGACACCGAGAUGGAGCAGUUGGGGAAGGCGCAGGCCGCAGAGCGCGGCCGGCUGGAGAAGCUAAAGCAGGAGAUGGAAGCCGAGAAAGCUGAGCUUGACGCCAAGGCGAAGGUCCUGGCUGAGGACCGCGAGGCCUUCCAGCUCCUCGAGGAGAGGUCCCACGUGGCGCUGCGGGCACUUUACGAGAAGGGCUUGGAGGAGCCGCUGGCUACCAACAACGAGGGCCCCGCCCAGCUGCUUCUUUAUCUGGUCGAGGCGCUUGAAGAAGUCGUGAGCGGUAUCGGCCCCAUGGCAGAGGGAGAAGCCCGCGUUCUUUCCUCAGCCGCGUUGACGCGCGUCUUCAGCCACCUGCAUCUUCGCGAUCCUGCCGCCCGCCUCGACGAGCUGCUAGAGCUUGUGGACGACGAGCAUUGCGCAGCCGCUGCCGUAGCCGUGAAGGGUCAGGUGGAGGCCCCGCUGGAGAAGUUCCGCGCCUUCGCUCCCAUGCCCUCGACCGGCGGUGCUGUUGAUCCUGCAACUCCGGCAGGCAGUGCAGGUGAAGGCGACACCACCAAGGAAGAAGCAUCCCCUGCGGGCGACGGCGGUGUCCAGGGAUGA